Molecule: messenger RNA, 6696 nt
Organism: Pelobates fuscus (common spadefoot toad)
Lineage: Eukaryota; Metazoa; Chordata; Amphibia; Anura; Pelobatidae
Gene: MED12
Product: mediator complex subunit 12
Exons: 44
Coding region: 17-6490 (2157 amino acids)
Biological process (GO): regulation of transcription by RNA polymerase II
Cellular component (GO): mediator complex
Molecular function (GO): beta-catenin binding; transcription coregulator activity
Source: RefSeq, a predicted model, not a curated record
CAGCUCGGGGAGGAAGAUGGCGGCCUUUGGGAUUCUCAGUUACGAACACCGGCCGCUGAAGAGACCCCGACUGGGACCCCCUGACGUCUACCCGCAGGACGCAAAGCAGAAAGAGGAUGAACUAACAGCAUUGAAUGUGAAACAAGGAUUCAACAAUCAACCAGCCGUAUCAGGAGAUGAACAUGCCAGCGCCAAAAAUGUUAACUUUAACCCUGCCAAGAUCAGUUCGAACUUCAGCAAUAUCAUGGCAGAAAAGUUGCGAUGCAACACUCUGCCAGAUACUGGUCGCAGGAAACCACAGGUUAACCAGAAGGAUAACUUUUGGCUCGUGACGGCUCGCUCGCAGAGCUCCAUCAAUAACUGGUUUACUGACCUGGCAGGAACCAAGCCUCUGACUCACCUCGCCAAGAAGGUGCCCAUAUUCGGCAAGAAGGAGGAAGUGUUUGGUUUCCUAGCACGUUACUCUGUGCCUGUGAUGAGAGCAGCCUGGCUCAUUAAGAUGACCUGUGCCUAUUAUGCAGCCAUUACAGAAACCAAAGUAAAGAAAAGACAUGUCAUGGAUCCUUUCAUAGAAUGGACCCAGAUUAUCACCCGGUACCUGUGGGAACAAUUACAGAAGAUUGCUGAGUAUUACCGUCAGAUUUCUGGAGGCUGUGUCUCUACUCCUGGGCCAAUGCCACAAGAGGUAGAACUGGCACUAAAGCAGUGGGAAUAUAACGAGAAACUUGCCAUGUUUAUGUUUCAGGAUGGGAUGUUGGAUCGCCAUGAGUUUCUUACCUGGGUCCUGGAGUGUUUUGAGAAGAUCCGUGCUGGGGAAGAUGAACUUCUGAAACUGCUGCUCCCCCUUUUACUGCGUUAUUCGGGUUCUCUGGUUCAGUCUGCAUACCUCUCCAGGCGUUUGGCCUAUUUUUGCACAAGGCGUCUAGCACAGCAGUUGGAGGGCAGUGGGAGCCAUACUGGACACCUCCUGACAGCACAGACGGGCAAUGCUCUUCCCCCAGCUCCUGCACCCCCUCCUCCUUCUGGGUCUGCCCCUUCGUCUCCUUUUAGUGAUCUUCUUCACUGCCCCCAGCAUCGGCCCCUGGUAUUUGGGCUAAGCUGUAUGUUACAGAGCAUUGUCCUUUGCUGUCCCAGUGCCCUUGUUUGGCAUUACUCUUUAACUGAUAACCGUAUAAAGACUGGAUCGCCCUUGGAUCAUCUUCCUAUCGCCCCGUCCAGCUUACCAAUGCCUGGGGGUAAUUCUGCCUUCACACAGCAGGUGCGCAGGAAGCUGCGGGAGAUGGAGCAACAGAUAAAGGAACGUGGACGGGCAGUGGAGGUCAGGUGGUCAUUUGAUAAAUGUCAGGAAGCAACCGCAGGUUUUCCAAUUGGACGUGUUCUCCAUACACUGGAAGUACUGGACAGCCACAGUUUUGAAAAAUCUGACUUCAGCAACAACCUGGACUCACUUUAUAACCGGAUUUUUGGACUUGGCCUCGGCAAAGAUGGACACGAGAUCUCUCCGGAUGAUGAUGCUGUAGUUGCCCUUCUCUGUGAAUGGGCUGUCAGCUGUAAGCGUUACGGACACCAUCGCGCACUGGUUGUAGCCAAGUUGCUUGAAAAGAGACAGUUGGAGAUUGAAGCCGAACGCUGUGGAGACUCUGAGGCAGUGGAUGAAAAGGGAUCUGUCUCUUCUGGCUCCUUGUCUGCUCUGAGUUCGCCUCCUGUGUUCCAGGAAGUUUUACUCCAGUUUCUUGACACACAAGCUCCAGUUUUAGCUGAUCCAGCUAACGAAUCGGAGCGCGUGGAAUUCUAUAACCUGGUGCUGCUCUUUUGUGAGUUGAUCAGACAUGAUGUUUUCUCACACAACAUGUACAUGUGCACCCUCAUAUCAAGAGGUGACCUAGGGCUGGACGGACAAGUACCGCGACCCCGCUCUCCUUAUGAAGACCCAUCGGAUGACAAUGACCGCAAGGAAGGUGAAGCUAACAGUAGCAUUAAACUAGAGGACACUGCACUUUCAGAAACCAUGGAUAUUGACCACAGUUCAGGAGCUCUGUUUGAUGACAUGGAAAAAAACGAGUUUCCGAUGUUUUCACCUGCGACACGUGAAGCACGAAGUCCAGGUCUAGAUGACGCAGAUUGUGAUGGACGUCGUGUAACAAAGGGUGUGAGUGGAGACGGUCUUCUUUCUUCCUUGUAUGAGCAACCAAGACACAUCCAGUAUGCCACACACUUCCCCAUACCUCAGGAGGAGUCUUGCAGCCAUGAGUGUAACCAAAGGCUAGUUGUCCUCUUUGGAGUAGGGCGACAGCGAGAUGAUGCUCGUCAUAUAAUAAAGAGGAUCACACGGGAUAUCCUGAAGGUGCUGAACCGUAAGAGCACUGCUGAAACAGGGUCAAAUGAGGGACAGCGGAGACGCAGGGUUAAGCCUGAGGCCUUUCCUACAGCAGAGGAAAUAUUCUGUCGAUUCCAGCAGCUCUCACAUUUUGACCAACACCAGGUAACUGCCCAGGUCUCUCGAAAUGUUCUAGAGCAGAUUACCAGUUUUGCACUGGGCCUAUCCUAUCAUCUACCAUUGGUACAACAUGUUCAAUUCAUCUUCGACUUGAUGGAAUAUUCUCUGAAUAUUAAUGGAUUAAUUGACUUUGCCAUCCAGUUGCUCAAUGAACUGAGUGUGGUAGAAGCAGAGCUCCUACUGAAGUCAUCCAGCCUGGUCGGCAGUUACACCAUGAGUUUGUGUUUGUGCAUCGUCGCUGUUCUAAGACAUUACAACACCUGCCUGAUCCUGAGUCAGGAGCAGACAGCACAGGUCUUCGAGGGGCUGUGUGGAGUUGUAAAACACGGGAUGAAUCGGCUAGAUGGCUCAUCUGCUGAGCGUUGCAUUCUUGCGUACCUCUAUGACUUGUACAUGUCUUGCAGCCAUCUUAAGAGCAAGUACGGGGAACUAUUCAGUGACUUCUGCUCCAAGGUGAAAAACACAAUAUAUUGUAUUGUUGAGCCAUCGGAUUCCAAUAUGCUUUGGGAACAGGAGUUCAUGUUGGACACAAUCAUUAAUCCGUCUCCACAGAGUUUAAACUGUGCAAUGCUGGGAAAGCUGUUGAAAGACUCUCCUACAAACCGUUACAGCUUUGUGUGCAAUGCACUUGUCCAUGUGUGUGCAGGAGAUCAUGACACAGAUAGGGUAAACGACAUUGCCAUUUUGUGUGCUGAAUUAACUGGAUCCUGCAAAGAUCUGAGCUCUGAAUGGCUGGGAGUCUUAAAAGCACUUUGUUGCUCUUCCAACAAUGGCACUUGUGGGUUUAAUGACCUUCUGUGCAACGUGGAUGUUAGUGAUCUCUCUUUCCAUGAUUCCCUUGCUACGUUUGUUGCAAUCCUGGUCGCUCGCCAGUGUCUCUCCCUCGAGGAUCUGAUACGUUGUGCAGCCAUUCCAUCGUUACUCAAUGCUGCAUGCAGUGAGCAGGAUUCAGAAUCUGGAGCAAGGCUUACAUGUCGUAUAUUGCUGCAGCUUUUCAAGACUCCGCAACUCAACCCAUAUGAACCAGACGGAAGCAAGCCAACAUUUGGGAUUCGCUCUUCCUGUGACCGCCACCUGCUGGCAGCUGCUCAGAAUCGCAUUGUCCCUGGGGCACUAUUCGCUGUCCUGAAGGCUGUUUUUGUAUUAGGUGAUGCAGAAUUGAAAGGUUCUGGAUUUUCUCUCCCAGCGGGUACUGAUGAUAUCACAGAGGAAGAUUUGGCAACCAAGAAGACAGGUGGUCGUCCUGUCUCCAUAGAAACAGCCAGCCUAGAUGUUUAUGCAAAAUAUGUUCUUCGUAGCAUCUGCCAGCAGGAGUGGGUAGGGGAGCGUUGCGUGCGCUCUCUAUGCGAGGACUCAAAUGACCUACAGGAUCCAGUUCUCAGCAGUGCGCAGGCCCAGCGCCUGAUGCAGCUGAUUUGCUAUCCGCACAGACUCAAUGACACAGAGCAGGGCGACAACCCACAGAGGCAGCGCAUUAAACACAUCUUGCAGAGUUUGGAUCAAUGGACAAUGCGGCAAUCUUCACUGGAGCUGCAAUUAAUGAUCAAACAGACAUCGAGCAAUGAAAUGAAUUCACUUCUGGAGAACAUUGCCAAAGCAACUAUUGAAGUGUUCCAACAAUCUGCUGAAAAUGUUUGUACAGCUUCUGCCACAAAUCCUCCACUCAACAAUGCACCUCCCAGUAACACUCCUCCCAAUGCCAAGACCAAACCAGUGCUCAGUGCUUUGGAGCGGUCUGGUGUAUGGCUUGUGGCUCCUCUGAUAGCAAAACUGCCAACGUCUGUACAAGGCCAUGUCCUGAAGGCAGCUGGGGAGGAACUAGAGAAAGGACAGCACCUUGGGUCCUCAUCUCGCAAGGAACGUGAUCGACAAAAGCAGAAAAGCAUGUCUUUGCUUAGUCAGCAGCCAUUCCUUUCUUUGGUUCUGACUUGCUUAAAGGGCCAGGAUGAACAGAGGGAAGGAUUAUUGACCUCACUGUACAGUCAGGUACAGCAGAUUGUGAGUAACUGGCGAGAGGACCAGUACCAGGAUGAUUGCAAGACCCCUCAGUUGCUGCAUGAUGUCUUAAAACUAAGACUUAAUUUGGUGGGCGGUAUGUUUGACACAGUUCAGCGAAGCACUCAGCAGACCACAGAGUGGGCCGUGCUUUUAUUGGACAUUAUCAGCAGCGGCACAGUCGAUAUGCAAUCUAACAACGAGCUCUUCACUACAGUCCUAGACAUGCUGAGUGUGCUGAUUAACGGAACUUUGGCAGCCGACAUGUCCAGUAUCUCUCAGGGCAGCAUGGAGGAGAACAAGAGGGCGUACAUGAAUCUGGUGAAAAAACUUCGGAAGGAGCUGGGUGAUCGUCAGUCGGAAAGUCUGGAGAAAGUGCGACAGCUGUUACCACUUCCUAAGCAGACCCGGGAUGUGAUCACAUGCGAGCCUCAGGGAUCUCUCAUUGAUACCAAAGGAAACAAAAUCGCUGGCUUUGAUUCUAUCUUCAAGAAGGAGGGUUUACAAGUCUCAACCAAGCAGAAGAUUUCCCCGUGGGAUCUCUUUGAGGGACUUAAGCAGUCAGCCCCCCUCUCUUGGGGUUGGUUUGGGACUGUGCGUGUAGACAGGCGCGUGUCUCGGUUAGAAGAGCAGCAACGUUUAUUACUGUACCACACCCACAUUAAACCCAAGCCACGUACCUACUACUUGGAGCCACUCGCACUCCCCCCUGAGGACGAGGAGCCUCCAACGCCCACAAGUAUAGAACCUGACAAGAAGCUUGGGGAGCCCAUCAAGGUGGAUAAGAGUGGAGGGGCAAGCACUGGUGCCACCGAUGAAAGAAAGAAACAAAAUAGGAAUAAAACUAAAAAGAGAGCCCAGGCAACAAGUAAAGCAGAGGAUUACGGGCUCGGUGCGGGCCGUUCUGGGCCUUUAGGGAUUGGAAUACAAAAUGACCACUUGCAUGUCCAAGGGGCUGGGCAAGUGUCUCGUAUGAAUUAUGUUGCACAAAAUGUAGCAACACUUUUUGCCCAUAAUCAGCCACUUCCUCCUGGUGGCCCACGUGUAGAUAGUAGUGCCUAUAGACCCCCUAGGGUCUCUAUGGUAAAGGUGGCACAGACUCGACCUCAAUAUCCUGGGGUAAUGCCUUCCAAUGUAGGAAUGUACAGACCUCAGGCUCCAACUCCCCAGGGGCAGCUACUGAGACAGCAUCUACAGGCAAAGCUGCAAGGACAAGGAACUAUGCCCCAGCCUGGCCGGCAGAUGACACCAAAUCCUCCCUAUGGCCCCAUUCAGCCCAAUCAGGGUUACACAUCUUACAGCCCUCAUCUAACAAUCCAGCAACACCCCCCUCCUGCUCAACCCAGCACAUUGGUAUCUCCAGCUUAUGUCACUCAGCCUUACCCUGGAACUCUUACCACUUCUGGUGGGGCUCUCCUUGACCCUAUGCGUCAAAUGCCCCAGAGGGGCUAUGUUCACCAACAAGCAGCUGGCGGCUAUGGUUAUGCGCCUUCUGGAGGACCGAGAUUUACACACCAGCAGAUGCCACAGGCAGGAAUGAUGGCCGGAAUGGGUCACAUCACUGCUCAGUCGGUAACAGGGGCAAUUCGGCCCAACCAAAUGCUACCAGAGCAGCAGCAGCAGUACUUAAGAAACCAAAUGAUACGGCAGCAACAACAACAGCAACAACAGCAGCAGCAACAACAACAACAACAACAACAGCAGCAGCAACAACAACAACAACAACAGCAGCAGCAGCAACAGCAGGCCCAGGCUCCACCACAACAACAGGCACAGCCACAACCACCUCCCCAGCAAGUCGCAUCUGUACCACAGUCUCAAGGGCAGCCACCUGGACUCGGAAUGCAGUCUUUGCCCCCUCAACAACCAAUGUUUCCGAGAACGGGAUUGCAGCAGACUCAGCAGCAGCAACAGACUGCAGCACUCGUUCGGCAACUACAGCAACAACUAUCCAAUACACAGCCACAGCAAACGUCUAAUCCAUUUGUACGCUACUGACUUAAAGACGGUGGAACCGGUGUUUUGCGUGAACCCUAUGGGUAAAAAGCCUGUUCUGGGUCGAUCCGAGUUCUGAGAGAGAAGAAAAUACCACGGAAGUUGUUUGUUUCUUCUUCUUCUUCGUCAGACAGACAGUGUUUGGAAACGUUGUAGUAUGAGCUCCUGAUAGAGGAACAUUGUAGCCAGAUUUCAUGGCUAAAGCAAAA